Messenger RNA from Cucurbita pepo subsp. pepo (vegetable marrow), 810 nucleotides. Its product is annotated as large ribosomal subunit protein eL20z-like. The record is from RefSeq and is a predicted model, not a curated record. NCBI's taxonomy places the organism in Eukaryota, Viridiplantae, Streptophyta, Magnoliopsida, Cucurbitales, Cucurbitaceae.
AUACAAGUCCCCGCGUUCCGAAUUCUGAUCCAUUUCGCCUCGGCUUUUGUUUCUGAAGACGAGAGAAAAUGAGCCAGGAAGAUAAAUCUGCCGCCGUCGGUGUCGUCGUUCACCACCAUCACGAACCCAAUCCCGGCCACCCUCACUACGGAACCUUUCAAGGCGUCGCUAACUAUCCUCCUGUCGGAUUCCCCCAGCCUACUCGCCCGCCUGGUGUCUCCGACUUCGACGAUCGUUCUCAACCUCAGCAGUAUGCUCAUGGCUAUCAAACUGUCACCGGAUAUGCUAUUGUCGAAGGAAGACCAGUCAGAGAGCCUCGCCUUCCUUGCUGUGGUAUUGGCUAUGGGUGGUUUCUGUUUAUUAUUGGCUUCAUCCUUCCUGCUACAUGGUACAUUGGGGCAAUUCUUAUAUUAUGUGGCCGGGUGCACUAUCGUGAGAAACCAGGAUAUGUUGCUUGCUCAAUUGCUGCGGUUAUUGCCACAGUUGCAAUAAUUUUCGGUGCAACAAAGGGAGCUGAUGUCUGGUAACCAAUCCUAAACUAAAAAUAUUGUAUAGUUUGCAAACAUGUAUGAACAACAAAAUCCAUGAUCUUUGACCUCCACAUCUUCAAGAUAGUUCCAUUGAAAUCUGAAUUUGUGAGAGCCUAUAGAUUUCCCAUGUCGUCGUGCCUAAGAAGUGUAGAAUUCUGCAAAAUCACGUUAUUUGAUUUUUCUAUGAUAUGUCCAAAGGUGUGUUAUGACUAUUCAUCUGAAACUCCUCUGUCGGAAUGUACCUAUCCUUCUGUAAAUAUAUUUCUUCUUUGUUUGUAUA